Messenger RNA from Cryptomeria japonica (Japanese cedar), 294 nucleotides. NCBI's taxonomy places the organism in Eukaryota, Viridiplantae, Streptophyta, Pinopsida, Cupressales, Cupressaceae. The record is from the annotation of a RefSeq genome assembly.
AUGGCACGUUCACUAAGAAAAAAUACUUUUGUAUCUAAUGAUUUGUUGAGUAAAAUAGAUAAUCUAAAUAUGAAUAAAGAGAAGAAGAUAAUAGUAACCUGGUCCCGGAGAUCUGCCAUUGUACCCGCAAUGAUCGGUCAUACCAUUGCUGUUCAUAAUGGAAAGUCACAUUUACCCAUUUUUAUAUCAAAUGGUAUGAUAAACCACAAAUUAGGAGAAUUUGUACCUACUUCCAUUUUCCAGGGACAUGCGAAAAAGGAUAAAAAAUCGAAAAAUGAAAAAAAAAAAAAUUAA